Messenger RNA from Condylura cristata (star-nosed mole), 453 nucleotides. RefSeq names its product transmembrane protein 258 (gene TMEM258). The record is from RefSeq and is a predicted model, not a curated record. Gene Ontology annotation, biological process: protein N-linked glycosylation. Lineage: Eukaryota; Metazoa; Chordata; Mammalia; Eulipotyphla; Talpidae. The transcript is spliced from 4 exons. Gene Ontology annotation, cellular component: membrane-bounded organelle. The coding region runs from base 98 to 337 and encodes 79 amino acids.
CUUCCGCAGGCGCACUUCCCCUUCCGGCUAAACAGCGCCUGCUCCUGCCGACGUGUUCUUCCGGCGCGGAGCGGCGGACGACCCUGUGGUCGGCAGAAUGGAGCUCGAGGCCAUGAGCAGAUACACCAGCCCGGUGAACCCGGCUGUCUUCCCUCAUCUGACUGUGGUGCUGUUGGCCAUUGGCAUGUUCUUCACGGCCUGGUUCUUCGUUUACGAGGUCACCUCCACCAAGUACACGCGGGACAUCUACAAAGAGCUCCUCAUCUCCCUGGUGGCCUCGCUCUUCAUGGGCUUUGGCGUCCUCUUCCUGCUGCUUUGGGUCGGCAUCUAUGUCUGACCGCCCACAGGUUCCUACCAGGCGGCCUCACGGAAUCCCUGCUUUUGUAAAUUAAUUUUUUUACUAUUGCCAGAAGUGUCCCCCACUGUUGCUCGCAAUAAAGUCAGAUGACCCGG